AUGCCGUCACGGGCGCGGCGGCGGCGGCGGGGCCGCCAUGCACCGGCGGGGGGUGGGCGCGGGGGCGAUCGCCAAGAGGAAACUCGCCGAGGCCAAGUACAAGGAGCGAGGGACGGUCCUGGCCGAAGACCAGCUGGCCCAGAUGUCCAAGCAGCUGGACAUGUUUAAGACCAACCUGGAGGAGUUUGCCAGCAAACACAAGCAGGAGAUCCGGAAAAACCCCGAGUUCCGGGUGCAGUUCCAGGACAUGUGUGCCACCAUCGGGGUGGAUCCCUUGGCAUCUGGUAAAGGAUUCUGGUCGGAGAUGUUGGGAGUUGGAGACUUUUACUACGAGCUGGGAGUGCAGAUCAUUGAAGUUUGUUUGGCUCUGAAACACAGGAAUGGAGGGCUGAUAACACUGGAAGAACUUCACCAGCAAGUGCUGAAGGGGAGAGGGAAGUUUGCUCAGGAUGUCAGCCAGGACGAUCUCCUCCGGGCCAUCAAGAAGCUGAAGGUCUUGGGGAAUGGCUUUGGGAUUAUCCCUGUUGGUGGAACGUUUCUGAUCCAGUCUGUGCCAGCGGAGCUGAACAUGGAUCACACGGUUGUCCUGCAGCUGGCAGAGAAAAAGGGCUUUGUGACAGUCAGUGAGAUCAAGUCCAGCCUGAAGUGGGAGACAGAACGUGCAAAGCAAGUGCUGGAACACUUGCUGAAGGAAGGAAUGGCCUGGCUGGAUGAGCAGGCACCAGAAGAACCUCAGUACUGGCUCCCUGCUCUCUUUACAGAGCUGUACUCUCAGGAAAUCACUCCAGAGGAAGCCAAGGAGGCAAUUCCUUGACUGCUCCCUGUUCUGUGCCUGUCUAGAAUCCUCGGGAGGUUCUUUGCAUAUCACCUGAAACACAGGGACAGUGGACUUGAAAUAAAAGGGUUUUGUAACAAGUGUCUACCUUGAAAA
Messenger RNA from Chiroxiphia lanceolata (lance-tailed manakin), 931 nucleotides. It is a transcript of the gene SNF8, whose product is annotated as SNF8 subunit of ESCRT-II. The record is from RefSeq and is a predicted model, not a curated record. Gene Ontology annotation, biological process: protein transport to vacuole involved in ubiquitin-dependent protein catabolic process via the multivesicular body sorting pathway. Gene Ontology annotation, cellular component: ESCRT II complex. NCBI's taxonomy places the organism in Eukaryota, Metazoa, Chordata, Aves, Passeriformes, Pipridae. The transcript has 8 exons. Bases 38 to 814 code for a protein of 258 amino acids.